AUGGAAUAUGAUCAGAAAUAUCCAAAGCAUUUACAAGUGAGAAAUUUAAUAAGUACUUCGGUUACUAUUGGAGACUUUAAAGGAUUUGCCGGUAAUUUUUCAAAAGAUAUCAUUGAUAGAUUGAAAAGAUGUCCUUUAGUACAAGAUAUAACAGAAGACCACAUCUUUAAAGCAUGGGAUUAUCAAAUGCAAGCAGAUGCACCUAGACAUUUAGCAAGGAUUAGUCGAAGGAAAAGAAUGAAGCCCAAUAAACAAUACCCAUAUAUUUAUGAUAAUCAAUUUAUGGGUCAAGGGGUUAAUGCAUAUGUUAUUGAUUCAGGAGUGGAAGUAAAUCAUCCAGAGUUUGGUGGCAGAGCUUCAUUAGGUCAUGACUUUACGAAUGAAGGCAGCGGAGACUCAAAUGGACAUGGCACACACGUAGCAGGCUUAAUAGGAUCCGCUACGUAUGGAGUUGCAAAAAAUGUAAAUAUAGUUGAAGUUAAAGCAUUAAAUAGUAAAGGUGCUGGUUCAUUAAGUACAAUUUUGUCAGCAAUUGAUUUUACAGUCAAUCACAGAAUAGAAUCAGGUAAAAAGGGAGUAGCUAACUUAUCAUUGGGAGCAUAUAAGAAUCAUGUAUUGAAUAAAGCAAUUGAACAAGCUACAAAAAAUGGUUUAUUAUUUGUUGUGGCUGCAGGAAAUUCCAAUAUCAAUGCUUGUAUGACAAGUCCUGCUAGUUCAAAAUUUGCAAUAACAGUUGGUGCAAUUGAUGAUUAUAAUGAUUCUGUAGCAGGAUUUUCCAACUGGGGUGAAUGUGUUGAUCUUUUUGCAAGUGGAGCAUAUGUUAAGAGUGUUGAUGCAAAAAAUCAUGAUAAAUCACAAGUUCUAUCCGGUACAUCGAUGGCAUCUCCAAUUGUUACGGGAUUAGUUGCAAAUUUGUUAAGUGAAGGAGUUGAGCCCGACAUGAUUAAACCUACAUUAUUAAAAAUGGCAGCUAAGAAUAGAAUUACUAAAUCAUCCUUAUUUUUAAGGAAACAUACUCCGAAUAGAAUAGUUUAUAAUGGUGUCAAGGAAAAAGCUAUUAUGGCUGAGGCAGCUGAGUAUUAUGAAGAAGAAGAAGAUGAUGAUGAUGAAGAAUUAUUUGAAAAAAAUCAUAUUUAA
Molecule: messenger RNA, 1137 nt
Organism: Lodderomyces pseudojiufengensis
Lineage: Eukaryota; Fungi; Ascomycota; Pichiomycetes; Serinales; Debaryomycetaceae
Product: S8 family peptidase
Exons: 1
Coding region: 1-1137 (378 amino acids)
Biological process (GO): proteolysis
Molecular function (GO): serine-type endopeptidase activity
Source: RefSeq, a predicted model, not a curated record